Molecule: messenger RNA, 1176 nt
Organism: Danio aesculapii
Lineage: Eukaryota; Metazoa; Chordata; Actinopteri; Cypriniformes; Danionidae
Gene: irgf1
Product: immunity-related GTPase family, f1
Cellular component (GO): membrane
Molecular function (GO): GTP binding
Source: RefSeq, a predicted model, not a curated record
AUGGCUACAUUUGAAGACUAUUGUGUAAUAACCCAAGAUGACCUGGAUGAUAUUAAAGAUUCAAUAUCUACUCAGGAUCUCCCAUCAGCAGUAAACACCAUCAAAGAGUAUCUCAAGCAGCAAGAUAUUGGUGUGACUGGAGAGUCUGAUUCUGGAAAGUCCACAUUUGUCAUUGCACUUAGAGGUUUAGGAGAUGAAGACGAGGGCUCUGCUGAAACUGGCCCCGUAGAAACCACUAUGGAGCCUGAAGCUUAUAUUCACCCGAAAUACCACAAUGUGAAAAUCUGGGAUCUUCCUGGCAUUGGAACACCAAAUUUCAAAGCUGAUGAGUAUCUUGAGUUGGUUGAGUUUAACCGCUAUGGUUUUUUCAUUAUCAUUGCUUCAGAUCGGUUCAGAGAAUGCCACACUCAUCUGGCCAAAGAGAUCAUGAGGAUGGGGAAGAAGUUUUUAUUUGUUUGCUCCAAGAUUGAUGCAAGCAUUAAAGCUGAGAAGAAGAAGAAGAACUUUGACCCAAAAAAGACUUCCAUCCGCAAGGACUGUAUAAAUGGUCUGAGAAAGAUUGGUAUCGAGGAUUCCAUUGUAUUCCUGAUCUCAAGCUGGGAGCUUGGCAAGUAUGAUUUAAAUCUGCUGCAGGACAGAAUGGAGAAAGAGCUUCCACAGCAUAAGAGACGUGUGCUGAUGCUGGCUUUACCAAAUAUCACACUGGAGAUUAAUGAGAAGAAGAAGAAAGCUCUUGAGGAAAUCAUUGGAAAAGUUUCCUUUCUGUCUGCUUGUGUUGCUCUUUUCCCCCUUCCUGGUCUUUCCAUCACUGCAGACAUAGCCAUCAUAGCAGAAGUGCUGAGAAAGUACUACAGUGCAUUUGGUCUGGAUGAUCCAUCCCUGCAGAAACUCUGUGAAUGAUCGGGGAAAACCGUAGAGGAACUGAAGAAUCUGAUGAAGUCUCCUCUGCAUCAUGGGAUCAACCCUAGUUCAAUAUUAACCUUGCUGGGUGCUGCCUCUGUUCUUAUAUCAGAAGAUGCUGUUGAGUUACUUGUGAGCUUCAUACCCAUUAUUGGCUAUGUGGUGGCAGUACGACUCUCUUAUUUGACCGUCUCAAGAAUGCUAAAGAAAGCUCUGAAUGAAAUAGCAGAAGAUGCUAGGAAUGUUUUAAUGGCUUCACUAGAGACUGAAGUAUAA